This is a messenger RNA of Calypte anna (Anna's hummingbird), 1038 nucleotides long. RefSeq names its product RAB24, member RAS oncogene family (gene RAB24). Gene Ontology annotation, molecular function: GTPase activity; GTP binding. The transcript is spliced from 8 exons. The coding region runs from base 28 to 639 and encodes 203 amino acids. NCBI's taxonomy places the organism in Eukaryota, Metazoa, Chordata, Aves, Apodiformes, Trochilidae. The record is from RefSeq and is a predicted model, not a curated record.
CCGCCCCGCGGCGGCGGCGGCGCGAGGAUGAGCGGGCGGCGGGUGGACGCGAAGGUUGUGCUGCUGGGGCAGGAGGGGGUGGGCAAGAGCAGCCUGGUGGAGCGCUGCGCACACGGACGCUUCCGACCCGGGCCCUACCAGAACACCAUCGGUGCCGCCUUUGUGGCCAAGGUGUUGACCGUGGGGGACCAGACCGUGACCCUCGGUAUCUGGGACACCGCCGGUUCGGAGCGCUACGAGGCCAUGAGCCGCAUCUACUACCGCGGGGCGCGGGCCGCCGUCGUCUGCUACGACCUCACCGACAGCAGCAGUUUCCAGCGGGCCAAGUUCUGGGUGAACGAGCUGCAGAACUGUGAGGAGGGCUGCCGGAUCUACCUGUGUGGCACCAAGAGUGACCUGCUGGAGGAGGACAGGAGGAAGCGGGGAGUUGACUUCCACGAUGUGCAGGACUAUGCGGAUGAAAUCAAGGCAGAGCUCUUUGAGACCUCCAGUAAGACAGGCCAGAGUGUGGAUGAGCUGUUCCAGAAGGUGGCCGAGGACUACAUCAACUUCACUGCCUUCCAAGUGAUGACUGAGGAGAAGGGUGUUGACCUGGGCCAGAGGAGUGGCGCCUACUUCUACAGCUGCUGUCACCACUGAGAUCUUCUGCCAAAAGGGAACCACUGCUGCGGACUGGGCAGCCGGUGCAUGCCAGACUCCUCUGGUGUUUUUACUUGCUGUGUUUUAGCUGUUGGGGCAGUACGUGCAACACUGCAGCAGCACAUUGCCCAGUGGACUGCUCCCUUCCCGUGUGUGGAGUAGCAGAGCACUGCUGGGUGGUACCAGGAGCCUCCUGUGGCACCGGGAGCCGUGGGCUGUUGCCCCUUGGGGACCCUUUCUGCCACCCAGGGUUUGUGGGAGCUGCUCUGGCGAGUCACUGCUGUGGCCCAGCUGCAGCUGUAACUUAUUCUCUUGGAGAUGCUGCCUGCUUCUGUUGCAGAUUAAUUUAAGCAUCUUCUUGCGGGUUGUACAAUGUAAAUAAAACGCAUUGUGGUCCGA